This is a messenger RNA of Cercospora beticola, 2291 nucleotides long. RefSeq lists its product as uncharacterized. Lineage: Eukaryota; Fungi; Ascomycota; Dothideomycetes; Mycosphaerellales; Mycosphaerellaceae. The record is from RefSeq and is a predicted model, not a curated record. Gene Ontology annotation, biological process: GPI anchor biosynthetic process. Gene Ontology annotation, cellular component: endoplasmic reticulum.
CCUCUACUCCAUCAACACUUCACCAUGCGAAUACGCGAUUUGUACAAAGUCGAAACGCUCGACACGCGUUUUGCCGGGUCCGGUCAGGCAUUGCCUACCGCACAGCCGAAUACGGCCGAGUAUUAUGUGUACUACUUGGUCUUCUUGACCAUUCCCUUCAUGAUGUUCAAGAGUGUAUAUGAUGUUUCCAAGCCAAGCCAUCCGGGCUACGCCAAACUAGAGCCUCUUCUCGAGCCAGGCUGGAUCCCAGGACGAAAAGUCGACAAUUCUGACGCCCAGUAUGCUGGCUUCCGAGAGAAUAUUCCGUACAUGGCAAUCGUUUUGAUGCUGCACCCCUUGUUACGAAGAGCCUACGAAGCUGUCAAGCCUGGCGCGAAGACUGGCGGCAAAGAUGGGAACGCUACGCAGAAAGCAGAUCAGCACUUGCAGGACCGUGUCACGUUUGACCUCUUCUUCGCCAUGAUCUUCAUCAUCGCGCUGCAUGGCAUCUCUGCGACAAAAGUCCUGCUAAUCCUCUACCUCAAUUACCAAAUCGGUACAGCACUGCCAAGGCAGUAUGUGGCUGCCACGACUUGGGUGUUCAACAUCGGCGUUCUGUUUGCAAAUGAACUCUGUCAAGGCUACAAGUUUGCUGACAUUGCCGCCGUGACACUUCCUCCUACUACCACAGGCGCAAGCAAGCCUUCAGGAGACAAUUGGGGAACAUGGCUAGACAGCUAUGGAGGUCUGAUUCCACGCUGGGAGAUACUGUUCAACAUCACAGUGCUGCGCUUGAUCGCUUUCAAUUUCGAUCACCUAUGGAUGCUCGACAGGAGAGCUAGUAGUCCAGUUGAGAAGAAAGGUCUCGAUCCCGCCAACCUGUCCGAACGAGAACGCACCUCCCUCGGCGCCAAGCCCUCCGACUUCACCUUCCGCAACUACCUCGCCUACGUUCUCUACUCGCCGCUCUAUCUCGCCGGGCCCAUUGUGAACUUCAACGACUACAUCUCCCAAUCCCGCUACCCAAUGGCCACCACUUCACGCUCACGCAUCGUCCCCUAUGCAAUUCGCUUCAUUCUCUGCCUUCUCUGCAUGGAACUCGUCCUCCACUACCUGUACGCCGUCGCUAUAUCUAAGUCUAACCCCGACUGGAACAUCUAUUCUCCCUUCCAGCUCAGCAUGCUCGGCUACUUCAACCUCCACGUCAUCUGGCUCAAACUCCUACUCCCUUGGCGCUUCUUCCGCCUCUGGUCGCUAGUAGACGGCAUCGAUCCACCAGAGAACAUGGUCCGCUGUAUGUCAGAUAACUAUUCUGCGCUUGCUUUCUGGAGAGGCUGGCAUCGUUCCUUCAAUCGCUUCGUCGUACGAUAUAUUUAUGUCCCACUCGGAGGCUCUGGGCAAGGCAAGAUACGGGGCAUCCUCAACUUCCUCGCAGUGUUCACUUUUGUCGCUCUGUGGCACGAUAUUAAUCUUCGACUAUUGAUGUGGGGCUGGCUCAUUACGCUUUUCGUUCUACCGGAGAUUCUGGCAACUCUAGCUUUCCCAGCAAAGAAAUGGAAGGACCGACCUGACCAGUAUAGAUGGCUUUGUGGAGUCGGAGCCGUGGGCAAUAUUCUUAUGAUGAUGGCUGCGAAUCUUGUGGGAUUUGCUGUCGGCCUUGACGGACUCAAGGGUCUGGUUGAUGGCAUCAUUGGAAGUUGGGGUGGACGUGUCUUCUUGCUCGGGGCAAUGGCUACACUCUUCGUCGGCGUGCAAGUCAUGUUCGAGGUACGAGAGGCAGAGAAAAGAAGAGGUGUGAACAUGAAGUGUUAGACGAAGGAUGGGAUGUGGCCACUUGCACGAGUAAGUUCUGAAAUGUCACAAGAGGUAUGGUAUUCGGCAUAUUCGUCCUGUCUUAAGUCCACAUUCUCCUCGCCCAGAGCGCAUUCCACAACCGCCUUGCCUUCCACAACUCUAUGUGCAAGUACAUUGACACGCACUGAACGGCUGGAAACAGUUUGCCGGCACGAUCUGGAAACCCGUUGGUCCGCAGCAUCCUCUGCGGAUUCCUUCAGCGAUGCACCUAUACACAGAGAUACCCAGUCAGCAAACUCUACUAUUAUAUUCAUGAAGCAAUAGAAAAGAAGGAACCUGGGGCAACUCACUGAUCUCCGCAAUUGGGUCCCGAGGGAUUCGCCUCAGUGGAAUAGAUCGCGCAACCUCCACCAGGGAAUGUUCCACGGAAACAUUGUUGACGUUCUUGCAGCUCGACUGGGGUUGGUGUUGCGGUGAUGAGGGCGGCGCAGGUGGCCAAGAGGGUAAGUAGUGCAAAU